Messenger RNA from Dermatophagoides farinae (American house dust mite), 2115 nucleotides. RefSeq lists its product as uncharacterized. NCBI's taxonomy places the organism in Eukaryota, Metazoa, Arthropoda, Arachnida, Sarcoptiformes, Pyroglyphidae. The record is from RefSeq and is a predicted model, not a curated record.
AAUUUUUUUUUGCAAUAAAACGAGAGAAAUUGUCGAUUAAAUUUUUUAUGCUCAGAAUAAAAUUCCAUAAUUCAACAGGAAAAUUGAUCGCAGAAACGAGCAGAGUGAAAAUGAAUAAAAAUGGAAAAAAGGGCAAACGACAAAAUCCAACAUCAUCAUCACCAUCAUCAUCAUCAUCAAAAGAAGACAAAAACAAUCCACAAAGAUUGUUACCAAAUCAGAUGAUGAUUUACCAUCAUGGAGAUCGGAAUCAUUUUCAGAUAUACCGAAAUCCUAUGAUUCACCUAGUUUUUCUCACACAGAAAAACCAAUGUCAAAAAUAAGUCCAUUAAUAAAAACAAAAAAAGAAAAAUCAAUAACAUCGAAAUCAUUGUCAAUGAAGAAUAAUCGAAAACCGGUGACUACCAAAUUACGACCAAUCAUAUCGAAAACUAAAUUAAAACAUGGUGAUAAGAAACGUGAUACCCAGCCAUUAUCACCAUCAUCAAAAACAAAACAAAUUAAGAAAAAAAACAAAGAUACUAAUAAAAUAAAAGAAUUAAAGGUGAAAACAAUAACGAAGAAAGAAAAAAUUUCCGAAACAAAGAUAAUACCAAAAUCUGUGUAUGAAAAAGCAAUCAGUAAACAAGUGAAACGUUUGACGACUCGAAGCGAAUUAAAUGCUAUCGCUAAUUUAUGUUUGAAAUUAAUGAGAUAUACGCCCAAAUCGAAUAAUGAUUCAAUGGAAAAAAGGACAAAAUUGUAUCAAUCUCCUCUGAUUAAAGGAUAUCAGAUCGUUGAAGCAACAACAACGACAGAACCAGGAAAGAUAACAGAAGCUAUUAAACGUGACAUUACUACACUGAAAAUUCAUAUAACUGAAACAGUACCUAAACAAAUACCUGAAGAUGUAACAAAAGUCCAAAAUCUUGAACAAACGAUGACUGAAGAACUUCCUAAAAUCAUAUGGCAGCUCAAAGAUGAGGAAAAACAAUUAAAAGUCUUCGAUCCAUUUGGUGAAAGAACUUCUCUAUACUAUCAUCGACUUGAAGAUUAUGGAAAUCUAAAGGAAUUAGAUACAUCAUCAGGUGGAUUGGCAAUUCGUUAUAAUCCAUAUCUUGAUUGUCGACCUAUAUAUCAACAAUAUGAUCAACAAAACCUAGAUUCGAUAAUUGAAAUAAUACCGGGAUUAAUCAAUGAUGAAAUGGAAGAAACUUAUAUCACACCGAUAUCGAUAGUUGAUCUAAGAAAACGAUCACCACCAUCUUUAGAGCCAGUAUCAUCUUACAUACAACCAACUUUCAAAUGGAUUGUAGCACCAACAAUGGUUGAUACAACAAACUCCAUAAAUGUCAUCUAUGAUGAUGAUAUAGGAAAAAAAGAAGGCACACAAAUGUCUGCUUUUGGUGAACGAGAUUCAUUAUUCUAUCGAAGUCCAUACAGUUAUCCUAUUUAUGAUCAUUAUGAUGAUAUAAAAAUUUCGUUCAAUCCUUAUAUAAGAGGCACAUCAUUCUAUAAGUACUACAAUCUAGGUGAAUUGGAUACAAUGAUUGAGAUUAUUCCAGGAACAUCUAACAAUCAUUAUGAUGAUGACAUUGAUGGUGUUGUUGGCGGUGUAUGUGUUGCUGGUCGAAAAAUAAAUUACUUUCAACAAAGUUUAACAAAAUUUCAAAAUACAACCACCACUCCUAAAGUUUUUCAACCAAUGAUGGUUCCUAGAAAACCGCCACCGCUACCACCACCACAACAGCAACAAAAACAACAAUACCAAUCAUUGGGAAAAAUUAUAUUUAAAGAUAUAGAAAAAAAGUUUACAUCACCUAUGAAACAAUCGCCACCUUUUAAGUCUCCAUCGCCUUUAUCGACGAUGAUGAAGAAUAAGACUGAAACAUCAACCAAUGAAGUGAUGACAGUGGAAAUAAUUAUUGAACCAUUAGAAUCAAAACAAUUAUCUUCAACAUCAACAACAAAGGAUACAUUGAAAUCAAAAUAAUUGUUAACAUAACAUUAAUACUAUACAAAUGAUAUCGGAAUAUGAAUUCUAUUGAUUCAUGUUUAUAAUAAUAAUAAUAAUUUUAAUGGUCAUUCAUGUUCUAAUUCUAAAUUUAAUAAAAACUACAACUAUAAAUAAAUGUA